CUGUUACUCACGAACUGCGGUUGCAUUACAACCUAGCGAAAACACACACACACACACACAAACGAACAAACAAGGCUCAGGGCUAGCUGACGGUAUGAAGAAAGUUAGCUAAUAUAGACCGCUAGCUAACUACAAGAACCAAAACGCUCCUGUGAAAACAAACCUGAUCACCUAAACUACCUACUAGCAGAAGCAUGAGUGUCAGAAAUCGGUCAGGUGCUUCAGCCAGCCAGAUGUGUUGUGCCUCGUCCUUUUUUAAUCAGCCACCCCGCGUGCUGAUAGUUGACACAUCGCCACCUUGCUGGUCAGAGACACGUUCGGUCCUGUGCGAGGCCCUUGAGAACUUUCUCUCUCUGGCAAGCAGCUUAGAGGGACCCAGUCGAGUACCUCUGCUCAGCCUUUAUGCAGUAAACCUGCACCAGGAAUGUCUACUGCCAUUUGUGCAGGUGAAGGGGAAUCUUGUGCGUUUACACUCAUGUGUGGAGGAGCUACGCUCUCUGCCUACGGAGGGCUGUACACGGCCACAGGUCGAACUUCUUAAACAGGCAGUGCUGGACAGCCUGCAGCAGUACAAACACUACACCUGCCAUGCCAGUCUGGGAAAAAAACAACACAGCAGCUCUGUAGAGGUGACGGUAGUGAGCAGUGAGCCGGGCCAUGCUGUACUCAGGCAGCUGGAACGUGGCCUGAAGGACUGUGACUUGGUCAGUCUGCGACGGCUAGUGGUUGUCCACAUCGCCGUGGAGCAGAACCUUCCAGACCGAGAGCCAGCCCGGAGCCCGGAGUCCUGUUCUACAGAGGACAUGGAGCAAGCCGACGUUGAUCUGACGCUUAGUGCUGAGACGGACUUGCAGCUAGUGGAGAACAGCGUCAUCGCUGUAGAGAACCUUCUGAAGUCAUGGCUUCAUGACCAAACAGGAGAGCAAGAGCACCUUCAGCUGCUGAUACCUGCAUGUGUACAAGCAGACAGUCCAAAACCCACUGCUGCUCAUAGACCUGUGUGUAUAAAGUGUGACAUGCAGGAAAGGCUUGUGAGUCCAGCUCUUCUCCCUUGCACGCCUGACCUUGGAACGAAAACCGAGAGCACACGGGACUUCCCUCCAGCUAGCAAGAACUCGUGCGAUCAGAGCUCAGGGCCGCAGAGACUGCGAGUCAUCAAAGUGCUGCAUGCAGAAGGAGUGUGUCAGUCUGUUUUGUAUGGCCUUCCACUAAUCAUCAGACCUACAACUUGUUGGCAGCUGGACUGGGAAGAGAUGGAGAGCAACCAUCAGACCUUCCACGCUCUCUGUCACACACUUCGAACCCGUGAUUGGUUUCUCUUAGCGCGUUCAGAGACUGAGUAUCGUUCUGCGUCCAGCACGUUUUCCUACUACGUGCUCCAGUCUUCAGCUUCCCUCUCUCUCUUACUGAAACCUGUCGUUACAAGAGAAUUAAUGCUGCCCUGCGAUCUGCCUGUCUCAAGCGAGGAGCCACCCUUCAACACACUCAAUAUGAUGAAGAGGUGUCUGGAGCAACUGGAGAUGGAUCCUGUGUUUAACCCUCUCUAUCUGGGCAGGAAUCUCUACCCGUACCUGAGGAUGCGAGGCCUGCUGUCUCGCUCCUAUGGCUCUCGCCUUCAGAGCCAAGGAAGAGGUCAGCGUCGAGACACAAACCGAGCAGCAGAGGGCUCCAUACCUCGGCAGUUGCAGCAAGGUCGUGUCAGAGCAAUGGUUGCUCCUCUGUCAUCUGCACCCCCAGCCAAGAUGUCCCGCCCCGUCCUGACCCUGAGCCGUUCACGACACCUUGACCCCUCCCUUUGCUUAGUGGACAAUGAUGUGGAUAGCGAUCAUCUAAUGAUGAUGUGA
Molecule: messenger RNA, 1844 nt
Organism: Clarias gariepinus (North African catfish)
Lineage: Eukaryota; Metazoa; Chordata; Actinopteri; Siluriformes; Clariidae
Gene: m1ap
Product: meiosis 1 associated protein
Biological process (GO): meiosis I; male meiosis chromosome separation; spermatogenesis
Source: RefSeq, a predicted model, not a curated record